This is a messenger RNA of Linum trigynum, 1164 nucleotides long. Lineage: Eukaryota; Viridiplantae; Streptophyta; Magnoliopsida; Malpighiales; Linaceae. The record is from the annotation of a GenBank genome assembly.
CCUCUCAAUCUGAGUCUCUAGCGGGCGACUAACCUCCACCGGAGUAAACAGAUUGAGGCCUUAACAAACAAAACCUCCACUACCGGAGUAAAUCCGGUACAGAAUAGUGAGUUGGCUCCUCGACUAAAGUCACCAACUCCCUACCUUCAAUCAAGGAUUCUCCAUCAACCUAGGCAGAUAUUCUCAUUCUAGGUUAAAGCAGAAACAACAGGAAUUUGAUCAGGAUUCAAGUCAUUCAAUCAUUCAAAUCUCAAUCGAAUAUAAUCAAUCAUAGAAUCAGUACUUGGGUUCAUACAAUCAAAGCCUAACAUACAAAUCUAGGGUUCUCCAUACCCAGAUGAAUGGGAGAACUACUCCAUGGAGAAGAAAGCAAAAGCAGAAUCAGACACGGAAUUCAUACUGUGAAGGAUGGAUUCCUGCUCCUGGACGUUGAUUGGCACUCCUCCAAGCUCAAGCUGGCCUCCAAUGGUGUUGAAGAUCAAUCUAGGGCACUUGGAGACUCUUGUUCGUCGCUUUCUCUCUCUAGGAAUCGUUCUCUCUCUCAAAAACUCGAAUCCCCUUCUCUUUGGCUGAAAAUCUGCUUAAAAAGGCAUCAGUGGCCAAAGCACGGUCGAGGACACGGCCGUGCUUUGCCUGAGUCCGCCCGUGUCUCGGCCAGGGUUAAUUACACGGCCAGCAGUUGGGAGGAAACACGGCCGUGCUUCGCGUUGGAUACGGCCGUGUAAUGCUUGAACACGGCCGUGCUUUGUCUCGGCCCUGCCCGUGUAAUCAGCUCAGCUCUCGGCAUAAAAAGCACGGCCACAGGAACACGGCCGUGUAAUGCUUUAGGCUGCCCGUGUUUUGGCUCCAGCUUGACGAAAUGACUUCCGAAUGCCCCGAAACUCGCGGUUAGCCUUCCCUUUGACGCCUGGGACCUGAAAUAUGACAAAAUAGCACAACCCGGCGUAAAAUAGGCCAAAACACACGACUAUGCCCCUCAAACGGAUAAGAACUAGGGGCGCAAAUAUGUGCAAUUACAUCGUUAUCAGUUAGCUAGCAACUAAAUCUCUCAUAAGUAUUUAUUUGGUGAUUUGAUAAUUCGACUUUCAUAUUUUUUUAUUAUUUUAAUUGUAUUUUAAUGAUUAGUUUAUAUUUCAAUGUAUGUUAUAAACAAAGGAUAACUUU